CCUCCCGCCCCCGGCACCUCCCCGCGGUCUUUCACCCCGUGUGGUUACGAAAGCGAGACCCCCUCCCCCCGGGGCUAUAAAACGCGGCGGGCCGCUCGGCUCCCUCGCUCCUCGCGCGCGCGAACGCGGCGGCCAGGCUUGCACGCGGCUCCGGCUGGGCGGACUUCUGGGUGAGAUGGAGUGGGUGUGGGUGCUCGUGCUGCUGGCGGCGCUGGGAGGCGGCGGCAGCGCCGAGCGAGACUGCAGGGUGAGCAGCUUCCGAGUCAAGGAGAACUUCGACAAGGCUCGGUUCUCUGGGCUCUGGUACGCCAUCGCCAAAAAAGACCCCGAGGGUCUCUUUUUGCAAGACAACAUCAUCGCUGAGUUUUCCGUGGACGAGAAGGGUCAUAUGAGUGCCACGGCCAAGGGCCGCGUCCGUAUUCUGAGCAACUGGGAGGUGUGUGCAGACAUGGUGGGCACUUUCACAGACACGGAAGAUCCUGCCAAGUUCAAGAUGAAGUACUGGGGUGUAGCCUCCUUUCUGCAGCGAGGAAUCGAUGACCACUGGAUCAUCGAUACGGACUACGACACCUUCGCUCUGCAGUACUCCUGCCGCCUGCAGAAUCUGGACGGCACCUGCGCAGACAGCUACUCCUUCGUGUUUUCUCGUGACCCCAACGGCCUGACCCCGGAGACGCGGCGGCUGGUGAGGCAGAGGCAGGAGGAGCUUUGCCUGGAAAGGCAGUACAGGUGGAUCGAGCACAAUGGUUACUGUCAAAGCAUACCCUCAAGAAACAGCUUGUAGCAACAGCAAGGAUGUAAAGUUUCCUUUGAAAACUUCUGGUUGACUCUCAUCCACUCUUCAUCUCUAUUUAUCUUCGAAGUUUAGUUUUCCACCUCUCCUUCCCUUCUCUGGGUGGACAUUAAGCCAUCAUUGACAGGCCUAAAAUUAUACGUGUGAAUGACCAAAUCUGUUCACACACAUGUGUAUCUUACUGAAGUUCCUUGCGAGACGGCCGAGGCUUGGGAUUCCAAACUUGAUUUAUUAAACAUGUAGUCACCAUC
Molecule: messenger RNA, 1044 nt
Organism: Meriones unguiculatus (Mongolian gerbil)
Lineage: Eukaryota; Metazoa; Chordata; Mammalia; Rodentia; Muridae
Gene: Rbp4
Product: retinol binding protein 4
Exons: 6
Coding region: 176-784 (202 amino acids)
Biological process (GO): retinol transport
Molecular function (GO): retinol binding; retinol transmembrane transporter activity
Source: RefSeq, a predicted model, not a curated record